AUGUCAGCUGGCCUGGCUGGCUGUGAUAACGAAAGACAAGAAGACAGCGGCAGGCCCGGGUGUGGCUGCGUCCCGAUGGCGGAAGGGUGGUGGUGGUGGUCGGGAAGAGUGUUGGCGCAGGUUCGUGGCAGUCGCAGGUUGGAAAACACGCAGGCCAACGUUGGACGUGGGAAUCACAGAUCAAUCAGGCCGAUAGUGGAGCAGGUCGGCUCUGACUCCACUCCUGCGUCACUCGGCAGCCUGGGACAGAUGGAAGACUGCGACGAGCGAAAAUGCGCGCGUCGCGCACCGAGCAGCUUGACAAGCGGUUUGCAGGCGUGUCAAGCUGCAGCGAGACCAGACGAGAGCUGUGCAGCGCUACCGACGGGGACGGUGGCGGAAGGAUCCGGCAAGGGCGGUGGCGCGGGAAGUGAAGGGACGUCAACGUUGAAGACGAGGGAACAACUUACAGGCCGGUAA
Messenger RNA from Purpureocillium lilacinum, 459 nucleotides. The record is from RefSeq and is a predicted model, not a curated record. NCBI's taxonomy places the organism in Eukaryota, Fungi, Ascomycota, Sordariomycetes, Hypocreales, Ophiocordycipitaceae.